Molecule: messenger RNA, 4268 nt
Organism: Conger conger (European conger)
Lineage: Eukaryota; Metazoa; Chordata; Actinopteri; Anguilliformes; Congridae
Gene: ndst1a
Product: N-deacetylase/N-sulfotransferase (heparan glucosaminyl) 1a
Exons: 15
Coding region: 1-2652 (883 amino acids)
Cellular component (GO): Golgi apparatus
Molecular function (GO): heparan sulfate N-sulfotransferase activity; deacetylase activity
Source: RefSeq, a predicted model, not a curated record
AUGCUCGGUUGCGGAAGGUUCCGGCGGCUUUUCCGCCAGCUCACCCUGCAGACCAGCCUGCUGCUGCUCUUCCUCUUCUGCAUGGUCAGCGUCUUCGUCUCCGCCUACUUCCUGUACGGCGUGAAGCGGGAGCUGGAGCCGGCGGGCGGCGGAGGGGUCGGCCCAGAGGGCCUCUCUGCGGACUGCGACGACCCCAAGGUCACGCCCUCGCGGCUCCUCCCGCUGAAGACAGUGCGGCCCUCGGACACGUCGCGGACGGACCCCGUGGUGCUGGUGUUCGUGGAGAGCCUCUACUCACAGCUGGGCCAGGAGAUCGUGGCCAUCCUGGAGUCCAGCCGCUUCAGGUACCGCACGGAGAUCUCCCCGGGCAAGGGCGACAUGCCCACGCUCACCGACAAGGACCGCGGCCGCUUCGCGCUGGUCAUCUACGAGAACAUCCUCAAGUACGUCAACCUGGACGCCUGGAACCGGGAGCUGCUGGACAAGUACUGCGUGGAGUACGGUGUGGGCAUCAUGGGCUUCUUCAAGGCCAAUGAGAACAGCCUCCUGAGCGCGCAGCUGAAAGGGUUCCCGCUCUUCCUCCACUCCAACCUGGGCCUGAAGGACUGCAGCGUCAACCCCAAGUCGCCCCUCCUCUUCAUCACCAAGGCCCGGGAGGUGGAGCGGGGCCCGUUGCCCGGCGACGACUGGACCGUGUUCCAGUCCAACCACUCCACCUACGAGCCGGUGCUGCUCGCCAAGACCAAGUCCGCCGACAGCCUGCCGCCGCUGGGCCUGGGCCCGGCCCUGCACACCUCCGUGGUGCAGGACCUGGGCCUCCACGACGGCAUCCAGCGCGUGCUCUUCGGCAACAACCUCAACUUCUGGCUGCACAAGCUGGUCUUCGUCGACGCCGUGUCCUUCCUCACGGGCAAGCGGCUGUCGCUGUCGCUCGACCGCUACCUGCUGGUGGACGUCGACGACAUCUUCGUGGGCAAGGAGGGCACGCGCAUGAAGGUCCCCGACGUCAAGGCUCUGUUGGAGACGCAGAAUCACCUCCGAACCUACGUGCCCAACUUCACCUUCAACCUGGGCUUCUCCGGAAAGUUCUUCCAUGCAGGUACAGACGAGGAGGACCUUGGUGAUGACCUCCUGCUGUCCUAUGUGAAGGAGUUCUGGUGGUUUCCUCACAUGUGGAGCCACAUGCAGCCGCACCUCUUCCACAACCAGAGCGUGCUGGCCGAGCAGAUGCUCCUGAACCGCCGCUUCGCCGCUGAACACGGAAUCCCCACUAACCUGGGCUACGCGGUGGCUCCCCACCAUUCGGGCGUGUACCCGGUGCACGUGCAGCUGUACGACGCCUGGAAAAAGGUUUGGGGGAUCAAGGUGACGAGCACGGAGGAGUACCCCCACCUGAAGCCUGCACGCUUCCGCAGAGGGUUCAUCCACAGCGGGAUCAGCGUGUUGCCGCGGCAGACGUGUGGGCUCUUCACUCACACCAUCUUCUAUAAGGAGUAUCCUGGAGGCCCAAAGGAGCUGGAGAAGCUCAUCAACGGGGGCGAGCUUUUCCUCACUGUCCUCCUCAACCCUAUCAGCGUGUUCAUGACGCACCUGUCCAACUACGGGAACGACCGGCUGGGCCUGCUGACGUUCCGGAGCCUGGUGCGCUUCGUGCAGUCCUGGACCCACCUGCGGCUGCAGACGCUGCCGCCCGUGCAGCUGGCCCACAAAUACUUCCAGAUCUUUCCGGAGGAGCGGGAGCCGCUCUGGCAGGACCCCUGUGAGGACAAAAGGCACAAGGACAUCUGGUCAAAAGAGAAAACGUGCGACCGGUUCCCCAAGCUCCUGGUCAUCGGACCUCAGAAGACAGGUACCACAGCGCUCUACCUCUUCCUGGGGAUGCACCCAGACCUGACCAGUAACUACCCCAGCAAAGAGACCUUCGAGGAGAUCCAGUUCUUCAAUGGCCACAACUACCACAAGGGAAUCGACUGGUACAUGGAGUACUUCCCUCUCCCGUCCAACACCAGCUCGGACUUUUACUUUGAGAAAAGCGCCAACUACUUCGACUCGGAGGUGGCGUCUCGACGGGCGGCAGCGCUACUCCCCAAAGCGAAAAUCAUCACCAUCCUGAUAAACCCCGCGGACCGGGCCUACUCCUGGUACCAGCACCAGCGGGCCCACGACGACCCCGUGGCGUUGAAGUACACCUUCCACGAGGUCAUCACGGCAGCCCCCGACGCCCCGAUCAGGCUCCGCGUGCUCCAGAACCGCUGCCUGGUUCCAGGCUGGUACGCCACACACCUGGAGCACUGGCUCAACCACUACCACCCCAGCCAGCUCCUGGUUCUGGACGGCCAGAUGCUCAGAACCGAGCCAGCGUCGGUGAUGGACAAGAUCCAGAAGUUUCUGGCCCUGGCCAACACAGUCAACUACCACAAGAUCCUGGCGUUUGACCCCAAGAAGGGCUUCUGGUGCCAGCUUCUGGACGGAGGGAAAACCAAGUGUCUGGGAAAAAGCAAAGGCAGGAAGUAUUCAGAGAUGGACUCGGAUUCGCGGCUCUUCCUGCGGGAGCACUACAGGGAUCAUAACGUGGAGCUGUCUAAGCUGCUGUACCGUGUGGGCCAGUCCCUGCCCGGCUGGCUGCGCGAGGAGCUGGUGCACAGCAGGUAGCAGGAGCCCCGGCCCCAUAGGACACUCCGCUCUGCCUGUCACUGACGCGUCCAAUCAGGACCCGGGAGAGAGAGGAAGGGGGCGGGGCCUGUGCCAAUGUCAGACCUCAGUAUUGGACCGCACCCAGGACCUCGGGCUGGGCUUGGUCUCCAGGACGACCAGGCAGGGGCGUGGGGUGGAGGGGAGACGGGGGUGGGGGCUCCACCCCUUCCCACCCAGCCCCCUGUGGGACAGCUGGGCCCAGUUUUACUGGGACUCACACCAUGCACAGGAGAGGCCGAAAAAACCUUUUAUUCCCCUCCCAGUUUAUAUACACACCACAUGCGCACACACACACACACACACACACACACACACACACACACCACAUGCAAACACAGACAAACAAAAGACUUUUGGGAGAACAGAGGAUCAAGAUGUCGUCUACACAGUGCCAGUGGCUAAGCACUCAAAUGCUCAGCUUUAAUGGAGUUGCAGGUGCCACAGCGGAAUCAUUCCCCAGGAACGCGGACUAUUAAACAGUUCCCUUUCAGUUUCUUUUUUUUUUUGCGGGGGGGGAGUGGGGUUCCCCAUUUUUGAGGCUGUGACCAUUUACAGUUGCGGGUAUCGUACCUUAGAGUAUUGCGCUGCCAACCGUGUUGGGCAGCACUGCUGAUACCCAAUUGAAAAGGUAUGAAACAUUUGAUGUUUUUUUUUGUUUUUGUUUUUUUAAUAUGGAGGAGUACAGUUGAGCGACGUGGGCACAGUGUGAAGUGGUAUGCAGAGGCAGGCCGCGGGUGGGGAGGGAUGUGUGAAAGAGAAAAGCAUCGUAAUGCAGCAAAGAGAGGUCGUGCCACAUCCACCCGAAAAGCUCAAUCCGGGAACGUCUAUGUGCGUUGUCAUCCGGGAACGCUCUGCGUGCGUACGGUCGUUUUUUUUAAAGUCACAAACUCGCUGGCUCGUGUUCCUCUUGUCAGAACGCGUGUUUGAGCAGCGCAUGUGUCCUGUGAGAACCCACUGCUGCAGUAUACGGGGGGGGGGGGUUCCAGUGCUCGACUGAAAAUGAGUUUGGGUUCGGCACUUCGGACCAGCGCCGAAGGUCGGACCGCAUCUCCCAGCAUGCACCUCUCGCAUUGCCUCCGGAGGAUAACGGGACUGCGUAGCCACUGCUCGCUCACUUUCUGCAGUAGGAUUUAAAUGAAGAUGUUGUGCUAAGCCUUUCCGUCCUUUCUUUCUGUAUGGAGUCAUUAAGUCAUGAAUAUACAUUUAUUUUUUUAUUUUAAUGAAGAUUCGGCUAAGCCUAGCGAUUCGCCUGAGGCUGUAGUCUGUAGUCUGGAGUGACAAGCUACUGUAGUGCUUCUGGGCUACUUGUGCAUGAUCGCUUGGUGUUAAUGAUGUCACUUCCCGUUUUAUGAUGUCACUUCCCAUUUCAGAACCAAUCGACAGCUGCAAUCUGAAGGCGGAUGUUUUCUGUGGCGCGUGUGUGUCUGUACAGCUCCCGGUGCUUCUCUGACAGUGCUGUCUAAGUUUCUGACCCUGACGCUGAACGCUACAGUCAGUGAUGAGUGAGGGAGUUAGGCUUCUUGAUUUUACACCAGCCUCCAUUAAACCAGAGCAGGCCCAGCAUUUAAUUAACU